AUGAACAAACGAGGAUUGACGCACGUUCGCAUCGGGCAUGCUGGUGCACCACAAACGCACCAAAAGCGUUCUUCAUGUGCAACAGGCGGUUUUUAUAUCAGUCCCUCUCAGGGUCAAACCGUUUCCAGCAGUAGUCCCUUCAACAUCACCUGGGACACAUCCUGCUUGUCCAACACACAAGCUGUUGAUAUCUAUCUUAUCGCCCCCAGCUUGAAAAACAGCCGUAUUCACGAGUGGCAAAAUGUUAAUUACGCCCUGGGUACCUAUCAGUCCAGCCUUGAGACCAAGUGGUGGAAUGAUACCUCCACAAUCAACCUGCAGCUUUCCAUCGUCACCUCCAACACGCAACCAUUUCUUAGCCCCUUUCCCGCGGGCCCUGUAUUUACUGCUACAUAUACUGCACCAUCCGAUGGCUCUACCCCAGCCAGCGCCGAUCUCAGUUCUCCAAACGGCGUCACCUAUGUUGGAAACUUCUCUUCCAGCAGCUCUUCCUCUAGCGGCAAGAUCGCUGCCGGCGUCCUGGUGCCGCUUAUUUUCAUUGGGUUAGGACUAGCUGUCUAUUUCAAGUUAAGUCGCGCCAAAUCCAAGGAAAAGAGCAGACGCUUCAGCGAGGCCAUUGACAAGCGUAUGUCGACGAUCUCUGUGGACUGGAAGUCCAUGUCUGCUGCUGGCGCUUCGGCAGCUAUCCGUCACAGCAUGACAGUUUCGGGUGGAGGAAAUCGCAACUCGUCAUUUUCCUUUGGUCCAAUUCGUCCGCUCAGCACUGCUGCUGUCGAAGGCGAUCCUUCUAUAUCAGACAAAGCCAGUUUCGAUGCGCCAAGGAUGUCUCAACUACGUUCCGGCUUGCGUUCUCAGACCACCUUAGGCGAGCGAGUAUCACGGGUAUCAUUCGCUACAGACAUUCGUCCAUCAAUGGAGUCUCGUCGCACCGUCGGAACCAGUCGUGCCUUCCAUACUGGCUUUGAAGACACGGGAGACCUCUCUCCUACACAAACCAAGGGCCCCUUUACUCUUACUCCGGAUGAUAUUCGUGCCCGCAUGUCCCUUAGUGGAGCACCGGAGGCGCGUCCUAGCAUGGAUGAAGUUUGGCCGUCCUUGAGCAUGAUGCGUACAGGCAAUGAAGCUGGUGGAGAUGAUUACUUGCUACCCCAGGAACAACAGAGCGUUGACAUGCCUCUUCCUCCCGUCCCGGUACAUCCUGCUCCAGAAUCAGGUCUUGGCAUGAUGCCCAUGCCUGCCAACGUGAUGUCCCCCGACGAGAUGCUCCGUGCCUAUGCGGAACGGAAAAUGAAAUCCCCUCCCCCUACUGGUUCCUUGGCAUUCCCUAUCCCAGCUGCCAGCUACAACGGUAGUGGCAUGCGGACGUUGUAUACUCCCAGCCUCUCCACUCAGGAAGGGGGCGAGCCAAACAACCGUUACACUCAAGCGUACGAUGACCCUUAUGCUGGCACUGCUACUUGA
Molecule: messenger RNA, 1461 nt
Organism: Suillus bovinus
Lineage: Eukaryota; Fungi; Basidiomycota; Agaricomycetes; Boletales; Suillaceae
Exons: 4
Coding region: 1-1461 (486 amino acids)
Source: RefSeq, a predicted model, not a curated record